GUUAUUCUGCUCUUUAACCUUAUCGAGUCUUCAAACUGUAUUUUCAAGCUCAGAUAACAUCUCGAGUCUUUGAUGGUUUUGUUCUGCUGAUAAUUCGUUCACUGAAAUUCAGAUUUUAUGACUCUCUGAAGACUUUCCAUCAAUAAUGACUUCAACAGCUGAUCUGGAGCAGCUGGCACAAGUUGAGCUUCAGAGGGAGGAAGACGAGGAUGAGGAGGGUGUCUCAGACCGUCCGUCACCUCCUCCCGGCGGCACGUUCAGACCCGAUUCAUCACAUCCGUACUACGACGUGGCUCGACACGGCAUCAUCCAGGUCUCCGGAGACGACAACUACGGCAGGAAGUUGAUCAUCUUCAGCAGCUGCUGUCUGCCUCCAUCACACCAGCUCAACCACCGCCGGCUGCUGGAGUACCUGAAGUUCACGUUGGACCAGUAUGUGGAGAUGGACUACAUACUGGUUUACUUCCACUACGGUCUGAAGAGCAGCAACAAGCCGUCGCUGCGAUGGUUACGAGAAGCUUACAGCGAGUUCGACAGGAAAUACAAGAAGAACCUGAAGACUUUGUACGUCGUUCAUCCUACAAACUUUAUCCGAAUCGUCUGGAACAUUUUCAAACCUUUGAUCAGUCACAAGUUCGGGAAGAAGUUGACGUACGUGAACUACCUGGACGAGCUCAGAGAUCACCUGAACUACGAGCAGCUCAUCAUCCCUCCUGACGUUCUCAGACAUGAUGAGAAGUUACGAGCUGAUCAGACGGGCGGCCCCCCUCCCUCAGUGAAGACCCCCCCGCCUCGACCCCCGCUGCCCACGCAGCAGUUUGGUGUCAGUCUGCAGUACCUCAGAGAGAAGAACAGGGCGGCGAUAAUCCCGCCUGUCAUGAGUCAGACUGUCGUCUACCUGAAGGAGAAAGGCGUCAGGACGGAGGGCAUCUUCAGGCGCUCGGCUCGAGUUCAGCUCAUCAAGGAUGUUCAGAAACUCUAUAACCUGGGGAAGCCUGUAAACUUUGAGCUGUACGACGACGUCCACGUUCCCGCUGUGAUCCUGAAGACGUUUCUCAGAGAGCUUCCUGAACCUCUGCUGACCUUCAGAGUCUACAACCAGGUUCAGGACAUCCUCAAUGUGGAGAGCUCUCUGCGGGUGUCGAGGUGUAAGCAGAUCGUUGAAAGUCUUCCUGAACAUAACUUCAUCGUGACGAAGUAUCUGCUGUGUUUCCUCCACAUGGUGUCUCUGGAGAGCAUCGUCAACAAGAUGAGUGCGUCUAACCUGGCCUGUGUGUUCGGGGUGAACCUGGUUUGGCCUCGUCAGGGUUCGAUCUCUCUGACCGCUCUGACCCCCAUCAACAUCUUCACCGAGAUCCUCAUCGAACAUUUCCACAGCGUGUUCGGCUCCCGCUGCCCACCUGCACAGCGCCACCAUCUGGACAAAACGCCUGUUUCUGCCCAGAACAUAUCAAAAAUAUCAAAGCCUGAGCACAUUCCUGCCUCCCAGAGGAUGAACCAUUUCCAUUUUGGACACUUUGAGUUUUCUUGUGGCGCCACCUUCAGGACAGAAUGUCAACAAAUAUGAGGACAUCUAUCAAAAGACUGUUUCUCCUUCUCUUUAAUGGUUCUGAUUGUAUUAAACCAGCAGUUCCCAAAUUAAGAGCAUUUUAAGUAAACCGUGACACACUGUGCUAAAGUUUUAGGCACUAAAAGUGGAGUGUUUCCAAAAAUAAUGCCAUGAAUAGUUUUUAUUUAUCAAUUAACUUGAUACAAACCACUGUAUUAAAUCAUUGGGGGCAAUUUUAUAAAUGAUGAGAAGGUCUGAUUCAUUUGUUUGAUAUUUAAAUCGCUGGAUGAACCCAAAUCCAACGUUCACAUCUGGAUAUUUUGUCAGUUUUUUCAGCUCAUUUUCAGAAAAUUUACCACAUCAUACAAAAUGUAAAAGUUUCUCUGUUGCUCAACGCCAACAUAUGUAGGGUUGUAGUCAACCAAAGAAAAUCUUGGUUGACUAAAAUCGUACAUAAUCUUCAACUAAUCGAUUGUAUUUACUUGUGUUUUUUAUGUUUUUUAUAUUUUACUGUGUGGUCAGUAAACUACAUAUUCUCCAUAUUGUUCUAAUUUUGUAUCGUUUGCACUAAAUGAAAAUAUUCAAACAUGAAAACAGACACGAAUCAAAUCUUUUGUUCUUGAAUUUUGUUUAUUAAUGAUUCCAUUUUUCGUAAGAACUUGGUACAAAAAAGUGAGACUACUCUUUAACCAUUUACCAACUUCCAUCGAUCAACUUUUUAAUGCAUCAUAAAGAAGAAAAAACUACAUUGGCAUAUUUAAAACAAACACUUUUCCUAUACACACUAUCCACUGGACAGUCCCCUUAUUAAUGACAAAGAAAAAACUUCUACUUCAACAGCCAACAGACAUUUUCAUUUCCAUCUAAACACCUUUCGUGUCGUCGCCGCCUCCUCAUGGCAAAAUAAUACAUCAAACGUUGCAAGCUAGAAGUCAGAAUGCAGAACUGGCAAACAAUAGAAAAUCCCAAUGUUCUCUUUUCUUUUUUUUUUUUUUGCUCCUUGAUAAAAGAAUAUAAAAAUGUUCUAACUUUUUUUUUUUUCUUAUUUGUUCAAAUGUUGUGUCAUGUAUUAAAAUAGAUCUGUUUAAGCACUGCACAGUUUCUCCCGGAGAAGAUUUUCUAGAAACGGAUGACGAAGGUUUUUUUUCGGGGGGCGACGGGGACGGACGGACGGACGGAUGGACGGACGGACGGGUGACGUGGGGACUGAAGGGUGGAGCAUCGACGCGACACGGAGCGCUGAUAUGGUUUCCAUUUUGUUUUGUUUUUUUCCCCCACCUGGAGUCUCGUGGCGGUCCUGCAGCUCUCAGGUGAGCGUUGGAUAUGCAUCACAUGGUACAUUCUGACAUCAGGAGCUUCUUCACUCAACCCAAGUGUGAGAUUUGAUGUGAACCAACUCCGCUCUGAUCAUGAUUUAUUCAUUUAUAAAGGCAAGCGAGGUACAAUGUUAAUGCAUAUCUGCUGUUUGUCUCACAGAUGCAGAACCUGCAGCGCGUCGGGGAGCCGAUGACGGUAAAACUGUUUGAACUGUUAAAAGCCUCAUGAAACAACAUUUGAGUGAUGUUCAGGUACAAGAGGGAUUUAAAUCAAAUCCUUCACAUUUGAUUGGACUGCUAAAAGUGGGCGGAGCUUAGGCAUGAAUGAAUCAGACCUCAGCAUCCACUUCCUGUCUGUCUCCAUAUAACUCUGAUGGAAGUGUAGUUUUAUAUGAGCGAUGUAGCUGCUACUCAACCAAAGUCACGUUUGAUUGGAUGAAUGUCGUCUGGGUGCUUUGAUGGAAAUUAAAAUGUAUUUUUUUCAUUUCAUGAGGCCUUUAAAAGUUUUUACUGUGUUUAAAUGUUCUUCUCCUCGAUAUAAAACCACCUCUGCAGUAUUAUAAAGAAUUAAAACACUUUUAUGAAAUAAAACGUCCUUCAGGGAAGAAGAGCAGAGAAGCUGUUUCAUAUCACUGAAGUCGUUUGAAUUAUUUUGUUAAUUUUAUGGUUUUGUUUACCUCAGACAACAUUUUAACAUCUUAAACAAUAAACUAACUCAUUACAUUUAUUUUCUUUGUGAAAUGUGAAUCAUCCUGCAGGUGAAUGUUUUAUUUCAUACAAGUGUGAUAAUUUCUUCUGAUAGCAGCCGAGUUGGUUUCUGGAAUUUAAAUUCAGUAUUUAUGGAGCAGAAAUUAGAAACAUGAGAGGAUUAUUUUUAAUUUCAGGGAAUAAUUUAUCAAAAGUUUCUCUCCCCAGACUCACAGCAGGCUCUGUAUUCUGAUGAGUGUUUCUUUUUUUUUUUUAAACAUAUAACCUUUGCAUUCGGCUCGGCGCCGACUGACGGCGGGAAAAUAUUUAACUGUUUGGUUCAAAUCUUAAAAGUUUCUGAUCUGUGAACAAGUUUGAUAUUUGUGUCCAAAGUAUUUUCUAUUUUAACACAAUUUACUGAAACUCAUAAAGUCACAGCGUUAAUUAUAUAUAAUUAUAUAUAAUUAUAUAUAAUUAUAUAUCUGAGCUGAACUCAUCGAUCACUAGUUCAUUCAUAGUUUUGUCAUUUUUCAAGCAAAAAACAACAACAAAUCUGUUUCCAGCUUCUCUGUUUUAAAUCUUUCUAAACUUUAUAUUUGUGUUUUGUAUAAAUCAGAUAAAAUAAGACAUUUAAAGACGUCACCGUCAACUUUAGCAAAGUGUAACAGCUGAUAUUCAUUAUUCUCUGAGCAGACGAUUCAUCAGAUUAACGUUAGUUUCAGCCUUCAGGUCUUUGCGCACCGAGUCCGUUUUUUUUCGUCCGCACGUUAAAAAAAUAAAUACGACUCGUUUCGUCCGUCGUUAAAGUUUUCGGAGCAGGUUCGAGCCUUUACAGAGUUGUUUGACCACUCAGAGCCACCGUACACGCAAACAACACAGCCUGGAAACACUGAUACUAUCAGCUGAUCACAGGACGACUAUUGAUCAGGAUCUGGUCUGUAUGUUGCAGCGUUUCGAGGCUGCGGAUCCAGUCGAUCACCUGUGAUCAGGUUCAGGAUCAAUCGGAUCCUGGAUAUCGGUGUUCUUCUUCUUUUUACUGUGUGGUUCUUUCUUUUUCUUUCAAGAAUUUACCACAAAAUCAUCCUCACUGCUUGACGACUCCGUUUCGCCUCGUAUUGCGGAUUUUCGCAAAGAAUAUAGUAAUAAAAGGCAUCGGACUCAGUGUGCGAGGUUUCUGUGCGUAACGAUUUUUGUCGGGUGACGGAUUAAAAAAAACGGACUCGAUGUGCAAAGACUGUUGAUGUUUCUUAUUUUGAUCUCUGAUUGUAGAUUUACUGGAUGUGAAUCUAGUUUUAAUCUUGAUGUUUUCCAGCUGCUAAAGAUGUGAAAUAUUUAGUUUUUACAGAACAAAAUAUUUAAAUGUCUUGUUUUCUGGCAGCUUUUAUUGAAAAUAGAAAAUUCUUUGGACAAAAUGCUGCAAAAACCCUCCGACGUUAAAGACUCGCUUCGCUUCAUAUGAUGGUUGAAGCUUCGGACUUUAAUUAAACUUCCGGGACGGUUUAGUCUUCGUAUUGCUCGUCGUUUUUUCGGCCGCGGACGUUUGACAUGUUUAGUUUCGUGCAGUUGAUGCUUCAACAGUAAGAAUCUCUUCGUUAUCUUUGAUACUUAACAGACCGAACGCAGGUGACCUGGAUAUGACUGGAAUAAAAUAAAAAUCACCUUCUUCUCACUUCUAACCUCACAAAUCCCCCUUAUUUAUUUAUUUGUUUAUUUUUUUAAUCCCGAUAAAGGCAUUUUUUUUUUUCUCUGAAUUCUUUAAACCAUUUGUUCAUGUUUGUGCAUCAGCAGGUAGCAGAGA
This is a messenger RNA of Thunnus maccoyii (southern bluefin tuna), 5350 nucleotides long. RefSeq names its product rho GTPase-activating protein 8-like. Gene Ontology annotation, molecular function: GTPase activator activity. The transcript has 14 exons. The record is from RefSeq and is a predicted model, not a curated record. Gene Ontology annotation, biological process: negative regulation of endocytic recycling; small GTPase-mediated signal transduction. NCBI's taxonomy places the organism in Eukaryota, Metazoa, Chordata, Actinopteri, Scombriformes, Scombridae. Bases 146 to 1567 code for a protein of 473 amino acids. Gene Ontology annotation, cellular component: cytoplasm.